Messenger RNA from Leucoraja erinaceus (little skate), 3209 nucleotides. RefSeq names its product C-type lectin BpLec-like. NCBI's taxonomy places the organism in Eukaryota, Metazoa, Chordata, Chondrichthyes, Rajiformes, Rajidae. The transcript is spliced from 5 exons. The record is from RefSeq and is a predicted model, not a curated record. Bases 198 to 749 code for a protein of 183 amino acids.
UGAGUUUGAUUCCAAAAGCCUCCAAGAUGCCAGAACUACACGUAUAUAAGGAUGCAACAGCAUUGGAAACCUCAUCGACACAGAGAGCUGGGAGAGAGAGAGAGGUGGGAACGGCAGCAGGAUAUGCCCACCUUCACUGUGAAAUUUGACACUAAUGAUGAAUUGUUUUCUUGUGUUUCAGGUUCGAGGAAGGAAACAUGAUGCUGGUGUGGGUUUUGGUGCUGACCGCACUGCUUGCCAGUGAUGUGGCAGAGACAAAUUCCUUGGGACUGGAGGAGACUCAGCAUCACCUUGAAAAACGAGAACUAGUCAAAGGACCGUGUGAUGAAGACUGGUUUUAUUUUCCUUCCUUAAAAUCUUGCCACCGUUUUUUCUCUGUCAAAAAGACAUGGUCAGAUGCUGAGGUGAUGUGCAAUGCCCAACCACAUUAUGCAAAUCUGGUUACUGUGAACUCGAAGGAACACGACACAUUCAUUGUCAAGGUGAUUGGUACAGUGAGCGACGAAAAAACACCCGCUUGGAUUGGCCUAAACGACUUAUGCAAGGAAGGGAUUUUCACAUGGAUCGAUGGAAAAUCAUCCCUAUACCGACAGUGGAGUAGCUCACAACCCAACAAUCACGAGGACAAUGAAAACUGUGUGCUAAUAAAUUUUUAUCGUAAACGAAGUUGGAAUGAUGAAGUAUGCGGCAAAGGAUAUGGUUUUGUUUGUUCCUACCUUCUGCGCAAUCAAGAGAAGACUCCAGAAUGAUCCACUCAUCCUUUCCAGCAGUGGAUCCAGUGCUUUGAUUUCUUUGUAGCCGCUCUCACUGUCUGUGGUGACUGUACUCACUGUACUCAGCCAAUAAUAAAGAGAACUGCAUCAUGAGCUGUGUGUUUGGUGCUGUGUGAGUCCAGUUUCUCGCAGCCUUCCUGUCCCACUGUUGCUUCCUCCCCACCUCUGCACUCAGUGCUGCGCUGAGGAGAAGGCGGCACAGACUUUACACAAUGAACUCUUGUCCUUCGGCCGCACCUGGUGUGUUGGGUCCUGGACACCGCACCUGGGGGAGAAAUAAAGGCUGUGGAGAGGAUACAUGGGGAGUUAGUGGGAUAGUUGCAGGGAGAGAGCUUUAAUGGUCCUGUGGGAGAGCUGCAGAAGAUGAACUGGGCCGAGAAAUUCCUCAGCACAUCUGUAAGAAAACCACUGAUGUAUGGUUAUAACUCAGAGAGAUGGUGGGAGAAACUCAACAUUGCACCACUCUCACCCACUUGGUAUAUUCACUCCACUCACUCGUGCUUCCUAUUUCAUUACAUUUUAGACAUACAUUAAAAAACAAGGGGGUAAGUAAGGAGAAGGCAGGACCAAACUUGGAUAAAGGGGGAACUUAAUGCUUGGAAUUAGAAGGUGUAAGAGAAUUACUAAAUGAGGAGUUUGCACCAAUAUUAACCAAGGAGAAGGUCCUGGAGAACAGUGUGGGGUAUACGGAUAUGCUUGGGCAGUUUAAUAUCAAGAAGGAGGAGGUGCUAUGUUGUUUGGAGAAGAUUAAUGAGGUGUGGGAUUUGGGGAUGUAGCCGGGUCAACACUGACCUCACCAACACUUGUAUAAAUAGCUCAUUCUAAACUUUCCCCCUAGUCUAGUUUCAGUCAAAAGCCACUGAAUCAAGCACUUGAUCAACAAAUCUUAAUUUUGACAAAACACAAUUACAGUUCAACCACUGUGCCUAUCCCAUGGCGGGUUUGAUCCUCGUAUCUGGCUGUUCAUGCACUCUAGGCCUAGCUCAAACAGAGACACUCCAGAAAGUCACGUAGUCCCAAGCGCUCUCCAAGAGGAUCGAUGCGGGACCUCAUGGCAGUGGACUUUUAUAGAUCCCGGGACCUCGAAGGGCUGAACCACAAGCUAGAGGCAGGAAACAGGUUCCCGAUGUUUGGGGAGUCCAGAACCAGGGGCCACAGUUUAAGAAUAAGGGGUAAGCCAUUUAGAACGGAGACGAGGAAACACUUUUUCUCACAGAGAGUUGUGAGUCUGUGGAAUUCUCUGCCUCAGAGGGUGGUGCAGGCGAGUUCUCUGGAUGCUUUCAAGAGAGAGAUAGGUAGGGCUCUUAAAAACAGCCCUACCUAUCAGUGGAUAUGGGGAGAAGGCAAGAAUGGGGUACUGAUUGGGGAUGAUCAGCCAUGAUCACAUUAAAAUGGCGGUGCUGGCUCGAAGGGCCAAAUUACCUACUCCUGUACCUAUUGUCUAUUGUCUAUUGUCACUUGGGGGUGGUCUCUUUGCAAUCCAUUACAGAUAUUGAUUAACCCUACACAUAACAGACGUUUCCCUAACCCAAUAAUACAGAGGCUAAUACAUUGUAUUCAAGCAGGGCUUCCCUUGGGUCAAACUUAGAAACAUUUACCCUGAUCUGCAAGAAAACCAGACAAGGCUCAAUACCUCAUCCAAUUAACAUUCAGCAAAGUGUAACUCUGCAACUAUUUACAAGGUGUUUGUCUUUUAUGCAGUCAUCCAAUCCAUUCUAUGCAUUUUGCACCUAAUUGACACGGUCUGCAGAUGUUUCUAUACUUUACUGCAGCUUGUAUCUAGGCUCUAGCGAAGCUGGCACCACUCCAUAGCUUGUCCCAUUUCUGCAGAGAUCAAUUCCAAAUUGACCAAAUCUCCCAGCAGCCCUGAACUUUUUACCUAAUUUUAGAGUCCUAGCCUCUCCAAUCUGGCCAGGAUUAACUUGUGUGGUGUAGUUUAUUUAUAAUGACAAGGAAGUUUAUAUCUGUAUGCAGGCUGUCCCUGGUAAUCUCAGGCUAGUUGUGGGAAGUCAGUCCUGGUCUUGAAGGAGGAGGCUUGUGCUUUUCCCUCCGUUUCUGCCCUACCUCUUGACCGUUUGUCUCAACUGUUGGGCUUGAACAGGUGGUGCUGGCAGCCCCAGGCUUACCCUGGUGGCAUAGUAUUUUCUCUGUGUGUGGGUGCAGUCCCUUGUUUUCUGUGUGCAGGUAAGAGGCACUGGCUGUCUCGGGAUUGUCUGGUUUACUUAGUCUUGGCCUCAGAGACGGGCACUGGCUGACUAGUGUUUUUCCCGGCUGUUCAAUGUUGCCCACAUGGUUGUGCGGGUGCAACAGGGGAGCACAUCUUACUAACGAUUGAUUUAGUGAUUCAGGCGACAAGAGGUGAUUAAUGAAGGUAGAGCAGUGGAUGUUGUGCACUUGGACUUUAGGAAGGUAUUUGAUAAGUGUCCUCAUGGUCAG